GGCUGUCUAUGAAAAGAAAGGAGUGCAGUGGGACAUUUGCUAAGAGGGUUCAGUGUUCAGCUUCAGAACAGCCACCUCCAGCCUGGCCUGGAAGAGUUGUUGCUGAACCAGGCAGGCAGAGUUGGGAUGGUCCAAAGCCUAUCUCUAUUGUUGGGUCAACUGGCUCUAUAGGAACUCAGACAUUAGAUAUAGUUGCUGAGAAUCCAGACAAGUUUAGAGUUGUUGCACUUGCUGCUGGUUCAAAUGUGACUCUUCUUGCUGAUCAGGUCAAAACAUUCAGACCAAAACUAGUUGCUAUUAGAAAUGAGUCAUUGGUUGAGGAACUCAAAGAUGCUCUUGCAGAUAUGGAAGACAAGCCUGAGAUUAUACCUGGGGAGCAGGGUGUCAUCGAGGUUGCCCGCCAUCCGGAUGCUGUCACCGUAGUUACAGGAAUAGUUGGCUGUGCAGGUUUAAAGCCUACAGUGGCUGCCAUAGAAGCAGGAAAGGACAUUGCUUUGGCCAAUAAAGAGACUCUAAUUGCUGGUGGUCCAUUUGUCCUUCCUCUUGCACACAAGCAUAAAGUGAAGAUUCUUCCAGCGGACUCAGAACAUUCAGCUAUAUUCCAGUGCAUACAAGGCUUGCCAGAGGGUGCUCUUAGGCGCAUCAUAUUAACUGCUUCUAGAGGGGCUUUCAGGGACUGGCCGAUGAAGAAAUUUCCGUCGAUUUCCAAGGCCUUCCAUGUACAAAGAUGGGUUUUUAUUUUAAGUUUAUUCAUUAUUUUUUUAAUUCAUCCGAUAGUUAUUUAUUUUCUUACUAACAUUUUUAUUAAGUCUCACGCAGGUAUCCGGAGUUACUUUUUGAAGAUGGCACUCAAAAGAAGUUCAAAUAGCUUCUUAAAUUCUUUGUUUAUAUUUUCUUUUACAUUCUUAAAUUAUGCAAGCAUAAAAUAUAGUGAAACUUUACUUUUUAGGGUGUAGGUUGGUUGUAUUUAUUUAUGAUCUGCUUAGGUGAUUUAAAUUUUAUGUGUUUUAGACAAAUUAAUUUUAGGCAGUUAUUAUUUUUGUAGCUAAUAUUCUUAUAGUUA
Molecule: messenger RNA, 1063 nt
Organism: Lycium barbarum (goji berry)
Lineage: Eukaryota; Viridiplantae; Streptophyta; Magnoliopsida; Solanales; Solanaceae
Product: 1-deoxy-D-xylulose 5-phosphate reductoisomerase, chloroplastic-like
Exons: 1
Coding region: 9-956 (315 amino acids)
Biological process (GO): isoprenoid biosynthetic process
Molecular function (GO): protein binding; 1-deoxy-D-xylulose-5-phosphate reductoisomerase activity; NADPH binding
Source: RefSeq, a predicted model, not a curated record